Messenger RNA from Manacus vitellinus (golden-collared manakin), 4337 nucleotides. RefSeq names its product CUB domain containing protein 1 (gene CDCP1). Bases 1 to 3027 code for a protein of 1008 amino acids. The record is from RefSeq and is a predicted model, not a curated record. Lineage: Eukaryota; Metazoa; Chordata; Aves; Passeriformes; Pipridae. The transcript has 11 exons.
AUGCCGGGAACGGGCAGGGAAAAGCGCUUAGAGCAAGGUGUCACAGCAGGAAUAACACCUCUCCGACAACGACCCGCACCCUCGGCACUCCCGCCCAGCCGGCUCCACCCCGCUGCGCCGGGGCGGAGGCAGCGCCCGCGGCCGGGACGAGCCAGCGCUGCCGCCCGGGGGGAAGAGGAGGGAUUUUCACCUGCCCCAGCCCGCCCCGCCCCUCCAGGUGGCGAGGUGGAGCAGGAAGCGGGCGGCGGCGGUGCCGGAGGGGACCCGCGCCCGCCUCGGCGCGGGUCCAUGCGGGAGAUGGCGGCGGGCCAGGCGCUGGCCGCGCUCCUGGCCGCCUCCUGGCCGCCUCGGCGCAGCUGCUCCCGCCGCAAGAGCCAAGACCGAAGAGCUGCUCAGACAUGCUCCAAGAUGUCCUCUUGCUGGCUUACAUCAAGGCACAUACAGCAAGCAUAUUUCUAUGUUGUCUGUGCUGACAGAGCCAAGGCAUUUUCUAUUGGUACAACACUAGAGACUCCUGAAAAUGUGGAUGCUAAUAUUCCUUUGGACACUGUGGCAUCUGUGGUGAUGUGGGGAAAGGCUGCUUCCUUUGCAAUCUCUCUUCGUAAAGUGGACAACACCACAGUUACAAUUAAACUGAAACCUGGUGUUUCAUCAAGCUGUAAAAUGCACAUUAGAAGUGUCAUCAGGUCUGAACUCAUCUUAAAGCCUGGGGAGAAUGUGACUUUUACCUUCACUUGUAGUACUCCAGAGAAGUAUUUCGUCAUGGAAAUUCAGAAAAAUAUUGACUGUGUGUCAGGCCCAUGUCCCUUUGGAGAUGUUUAUCUUUACCCAAUGCAGCUGCCCCGCCUUAACAGGACUUAUAUCUGGGAUGUGAAGGCAAGUACAAAAGCUGGACUCGAACUAAAAUUUUCUGCCCCGUGGCUAAGGCAGAUUGAACCAGGAGAGACGUGCUCAGAUUUCAUUAGCUACAACAUCAACAGCUGUAUUGAUAACGCCGUGGUCAACAUUGGCACCUUCUGCAGGAAUGGCUCAGUGUCUCGUGUCAAGUUGCUGGGAGGAGUUGUCAUGUCUCUGCACCUCCCAUGGGACUCGCCCCUCACCACCUCAGGCUUCAGCAUAGCUAACAGGACUUCCAUAAAAAGGUUAUGCAUAAUUGAAUCCAUUUUGAAGAGGGAGUCUUCCAUCACCCUGAUGUCCCCCAACUACCCACUGGGCUUUCCAGAAGAUGAGCUCAUGACGUGGCAGUUUGUGGUUCCUUCAAGCAUGAGAGCAAGUGUGUUUUUCCACAACUACAGCCUCUCCAACUGCGAAAGGAAAGAGGAGAGAGUAGAGUACUACAUCCCUGGCUCCCCCAGCAACCCGGAGGUGUUCAAGCUGAGUGACAGCCAGCCUGCCAAUAUUGCUGGCAGUUUCAACAUGUCCCUGCAGGGCUGUGAUCAGGAUGCCCAGAACCCAGGCAUCCUUCGCUUGCUCUUCCAAGUCAUCGUUCAACAUCCGCAGCUUGAUGAGAAUGUCACCCAUCUGGUUGACCUGAGCAAGGAGCGGAACAUGACUGUGACCAUACACUUAGAAGGGUGGCCUGGCCGCACCCCACUCAUGUCUGAACCCGCAUGCUUGAUCUGUAAGGAUCCUCGCACCUGCGACCGCAUCUUGACUUUAGCGUCUGGCACCGUCUACAGGAUCUCCUUUCUGUGCAAGGACUUAUCCCGUCUGAGGAUCACGGCUGAAAAAGGCAUAAGCUGUGUUGAUCUUUGGUGGUGUCAGAGGAAGAUCUAUUCUCUUUCGGUGCCCAAGGCUAUUAUGCAAUUGCCAAUUCCGCUGCACAGGUUUAUUUGGAAGCUUUUGGCCCCCGAUCUGAUCAACAUAGAAGUUACAUCUCCGUCCUUGAAACUUCAGCAACAUGUCUCAGAUGUCCCAGAGCAGAGGUGCAACAGGAGCUUCAGUUACAACAUUGUUAGUGCCACCCCAGAGACGGAGCUGAAUGUUGGUGUAUUCUGUCCUGGUGGAUCCAUUGAAAAGAUUCAGAUGAGGAAUAAUAUCACCAUAUCCUUAAAUACAUUUGGUAAAGGAUUCAUCAAUGAGUCUAACCAUCAAGAUUUGAAAAUGUCUUUUGUGCCACAUAUUAAAGAUGAGUGCUCUUUCACUGUGAGUCCAAAUCCAAAGGCCAGAGUUUACUUGCAGACUCCCAACUGGCGUUAUGGUUUACCUCCCUAUGUCUCCAUAUCCUGGUACAUCAUUGUGCCCAGCAAGCAAAUUGCCCGCCUUGGGUUCCUCAAGGACCGCAUGGGUAUUGCUUGUGAGACAGGCCGUGCCUAUAUCAACAUAAAGGAGGAGACUUUGGGGGCAGAGGAGACCGUGCGCCGUGAGGAUGAAGUUCUGCCUAAUCCCCGAAAUAUGUAUCACAACUUCUGGGUAAACAUCUCCAACUGUAAACCUGUGGACAAGAUGCACCUGACCUUGGAGUUCUGGGUGACUUUUGCUGACAAGCAGAUAGACCUAGGAAUCAUACUCGCUGUGGUAGCUGGGGCCGGAGUUCUUGCGGCUAUUGGACUGACUGUGUGCUGUGUUAAGAAGAAGAAGAAGAAAACCCAGAAUCCCAUGGUGGGAGUGUACAAUGCUAACGUGAAUACCCAGAUGCCUGGAAAAAAAAGCUUAUUCAGAAAAGGGAGGCAAAACAACGAGUCUCAUGUCUAUGCAGUUAUUGAUGAUGCUGUGGUCUAUGGACACUUGCUGAAGGAGUCUAAUGGCUCAAUUGCCCCAGAAGUUGAUGUGUACCGGCCUUUUGAUGGACGCAUGGGUAGCUUGCCUCCUUCACCGCCUCCAUUCUCCUUCAGAAAAGACAUUAAAUGCUCUUCUAACACUGGGGAGGAAUCUCCACCUCUGAUGGACACAGACCAUGACACUUACACAUUUGCUCAUCAGAAAUUGGGGCAAUUAGAGGACAAUGGAGAUGCAAAUGAAAAGGAUAAGGAAGACACAAGUAUGCCCUUGCUGGAAAGUAAGAAACAGGAUGGUUUAGUGGAAUAAUUUUAUACCAGGUAUAGCAGUUUCCUGUGGAAACACAGGUGUAAGGAUAGCAGUCUAGGAGAAAAAAAGUACUGAAGAGGAGUGUUAUUUUUAAAUGUGUUUUGAUAUUGUGUUGUUUUGUGUGUGGUUUUGGUUUUUUGUGUAAUUUUAUUUUUUUAAAUUUAGCUGUUGAUAGCUUUCAAUUUUAAAGUGAACAUCUAGCAAACUCAGUCAGAACAUUCCAGGACUGCAUGCACUUCUUGUCGUGAAACAGGUGCCAAAGGUACACUUCUGCUUUUUACUAAAAAGGCAUCUGGAAAUUUAAUUCCUAACUGCCAGCUUAAAACUGGGGCCAUUAGUAGUGGGGAGAGUGUUCUGUCCAGUAUUUCCUCCUCUCAGAGUCAUUUGUUUGAGUGUUGGUUGGUGACUCUUAGGAGAUGCAGGCUGCAUCACUGUCUCAAGGCAGCUCCAGGUUGCACACAUCUAAGCAAUCUGCUAAUAUCUGAGCACAGGUGGGGACACUGUCCUUUCCACCUGUGAAAGGACAGUGAAAGCUGUGAAAGCUUGAAAAUUUUAUCAUAUUUAGCAUGAUAGUGGCUAUGUAAGUGUAGUGAAAGACCAGGUAUAGGCCAUGUAGGCCACCUGGAAGAGCUCUCUGCCUAUAAAUCAGUGUGAUCACUUGAGCUUUGGACUCUUCUACUUCAGAAGAUAAGUUAAGGGUUUUCUGUAAUUUUUGACUGAUGUUAUUAUACUUGGAUUGUACAAUAUGAACCUACACCAAAGACUAUUUUCUUGCUUUUGUACAAAAACAGUUUCAAAAAGUCUAAACCAAUUUGCACUUGUGUUCAGAUGCCUAUAACAUUCACAUUCUACUAAUAACUUGAACUUUUGGUUUAAGUAAGAGUAAGGAUUCAAUGAAGAAAUAAGUAUGCGGUCAUUCAGCUGUUUACUAGUGCUUUUCACUUCACCUGUUACUAAGGAUUAAAAAACAUGGUAAAGGAAACUAUUGUUUCCAGCAGGUGGUUUCUCUGAAAUGCAAAGAAUGAGAGUGAAUCCAUAAGACAAGCCUAAAUGUUUCAAGUGUUUAAAUGAUGGUGGGGACAGUUCUUGAUUUCUGGCAGGACUUGCAGUUCAGUUGUCUAGCUGCCUUUUAAAGGCAGCUCUUGAAAUCAGGUAAAUAAUGUGUUCCAUUUUAAGUGCCCCUCACUCUAGCCUUUUUAAAAGCCUGUGCCUUUUAAAACGUGAGGGUCAGAUCUUUGUGCAGAGGAUUACGGGUAUAUAAAAUAAAGUUACCUUUUAUAUACAAACAUCUGUCUUGUCCAGGUGUGCAG